AUGAACAAGCAUACCAGCUUUAACCGCCACAAGAUGGCUGGUUACGAUGCAGAAGAGCUAAAGAACUUCUGGGAAAAUAUAAUUCAAGAACAAACUAAGCAACGAGAAGGUGAAGAGUCUAGAUUAAGCAAAAGCGCCUUGAACAAACUUCGCCAUGAAUGGACUCAGAGGCUGGAAGGACGAGCAAAGCAGGUCCAAGCGCACAUGAACAGGAAGAAGGAAGAGAUGACGCUGCUCUCCAUCGAGACUCUUCCCUCAGCAGACAAAACUGUUGCCUAA
Molecule: messenger RNA, 279 nt
Organism: Nothoprocta perdicaria
Lineage: Eukaryota; Metazoa; Chordata; Aves; Tinamiformes; Tinamidae
Product: protein FAM240B-like
Exons: 2
Coding region: 1-279 (92 amino acids)
Source: RefSeq, a predicted model, not a curated record